Molecule: messenger RNA, 2684 nt
Organism: Erythranthe guttata (spotted monkey flower)
Lineage: Eukaryota; Viridiplantae; Streptophyta; Magnoliopsida; Lamiales; Phrymaceae
Source: RefSeq, a predicted model, not a curated record
UUUCCGAGAAACGACGUCGUCAGGCGUAGAACCUCUGAUUCAUCCUUGGACCCCCAAAACCCCGGCGUAAGGAUUUUCGCUCCAGAAAAAAAAGGAAAUCCUGCAAUUUUCCCGCCAUUUCUCUGUUGAUGUUUUCACUCCGGUCAUGCAGCCACCGCUCGAUCUUAAUCUCAUUCUCUAUUAAUCUCGCCGGAAAACUCCCCCUCUCCCCCCUUUUGCUCUCUUCGAAACCGUUACUCACAUUCACCAAGUCAAACCCUAGACUAAGAACAAUGUCCACCUCUCGCCCCUCCGCGUUCGAUGUUCUCAUGUCAAAUGCUUCGAAGAAAAAGAAACCCCCCCCUCAGCCCCAAUCGGCAAAAACAAAAGAAUCCUCACCCAAGAAACGCAAAGCCUCUGUUGCAAUUCCCCAAACCCCUCUUUUGAACCCUAAAGUUGGUAGUUCCCUAGGUCUAGCUUCCAACCCAAUCGGAAAUGCCGUAGAAAAGCACCAAGAAGAUGUCAAGAGCUCGAAUUUGGUCAAAAAUGGAGAUGCCCAUAUGGAUAAUUCAUUGGAUAAUAGUGCUGAUGGUGCUGUUAGUUCUAUCCCGGUUGAAGAAUCAAGCUUAAAAGAAAAUGGGAAAAAAUCUACUGAUUUGAGUGAAGGCUUGGUGGUGGAGAAGAAGGCCCGCGUGUCGAUCAGCCCCGACGAGAGUCUAACGGAGUUGAAGAAAAAGGCUGCGAAUUUUAAUGUGAAAAAGGCGGCUUUUUGGGGGCAAGGGGAGAGGGUUCCUUUCAUGUUUGUGGUGAAGACUUUUGAUGCGAUAUCGAAGGAGUCAGGUAGGAUUGCCAUCACGGAGAUUGUGUGUAAUAUGCUGAGGACAGUGAUCGAAACUACACCGGAUGAUUUGUUGCCCGUUGUGUACCUUUUGGCGAAUAGGAUUGCGUCUGCGCACGAGGGUUUGGAGCUCGGUAUUGGGGACUCUUCGAUUAUCAAGGCUCUUGCCGAGGCUUGUGGGGCUAAAGAAGCCCAUAUUAAGAAGCAAUACAAGGAGCUUGGAGAUUUGGGCCUUGUGGCAAAAGCCAGUCGGUCAUCGCAGCCUUUGAUGCGUAAACCAGAAGCGUUAACUGUUAUCAAAGUCUUUGAUACAUUUCGGAUUAUUGCUAAGGAAUCGGGCAAAGAUAGUCAAGAGAAAAAAAAGAAUCACAUAAAGGCACUACUAGUUGCAGCAACUGAUUGCGAACCUCAGUAUCUGAUUCGUUUGCUCCAGACAAAAUUACGUAUUGGUUUGGCAGAACAAACUCUCUUGACAGCACUUGGGCAUGCGGCUGUAUAUUCUGAGAAGCCUUCAUCUCCUCGGUCGAAGGUUGAUAAUCCUCUAGAAGAAGCUUCGAAAAUUGUCAAACAAGUGUAUUCUGUAAUUCCAGUCUAUGAUCAAAUAAUUCCGGCUCUUCUUUCUGGUGGCGUUUGGAAUCUCCCAAAAACAUGUAGCUUUUCUCCUGGUAUUCCUAUCGGACCAAUGUUAGCUAAACCUACCAAAGGAGUACAAGAAAUUGUGGACAAGUUUAACGAUACAGAGUACACCUGUGAAUACAAGUACGAUGGAGAACGAGCUCAGAUACACUAUAUGGAGAAUGGCUCGGUGGAGAUUUACAGUAGAAACGCGGAGCGUAAUACUGGAAAGUUUCCUGAUGUUGUUGUUGCUGUCACAAGAUUAAAACAGCCGUCUGUAAAAUCAUUUGUUCUUGACUGUGAAAUUGUUGCAUAUGAUCGUGAGAAGCAGAAAAUCCAACCUUUCCAGAUUCUCAGUACACGUGCUCGGAAAAAUGUGGUGAUGACUGAUAUCAAAGUCAAUGUUUGCAUAUUUGCUUUCGAUAUACUUUAUCUUAACGGCCAAGAACUCAUGCAAGAGCAGCUUAGUGAUCGUAGAGAACAUCUUUACAAGUCGUUUCAAGAAGAACAAGGUUUUUUCCAGUUUGCCACUGCUCUAACGUCAAAGGAUCUUGAGGAAAUACAGAAAUUUCUUGAAGAUGCUGUUAAUUCUAGCUCUGAGGGGUUGAUCAUCAAAACAUUGAACAAAGAUGCAACUUACGAGCCUUCAAAACGGUCCAAUAACUGGCUCAAAUUGAAAAAGGAUUAUAUGGAAAGUAUUGGCGAUUCACUAGAUUUGGUUCCGAUUGCCGCGUUUCAUGGCAAGGGGAAACGAACUGGUGUUUAUGGUACCUUUCUGCUUGCUUGUUAUGAUAGCGAUAAAGAGGAAUUUCAGAGCAUAUGUAAAAUUGGAACUGGAUUUUCUGAAGUAAUGCUUGAAGAACGUUCCACCAGUCUUCGCUCUAAAGUUAUUCCCAAGCCAAAGUCAUAUUACAGGUACGCUGAGACAACCAGUCCAGAUGUAUGGUUUGAACCAACCGAGGUCUGGGAGGUCAAAGCUGCUGAUCUUACGAUUAGCCCUGUUCACCGUGCUGCUAUUGGUAUUGUGGAUCCUAACAAGGUACUACUUAAUUCUCUUAAGAGUACAAACAUGCUUAUUCACUUUUAGUGUGGUGAUAACGAUUAUAUUUGUGUCGGAAAUCUAGUCUCGAGUGAACUUGGACUGAGGCAAUGGGCCCUUUGGAAGUUAAUAAUUUUUAAUAAUUUGUUGAAUUCAUUCCACAUAUAGAUGCUUUUCAUACUCUGAAUUUAUUUCCUCCCUUAACCUCCGCAA